AUGCUUUCAUCUUCUUUUGCAGACAAAGCCACUGUCCCUGGAAUCAAGCUCUCCUCAGAGUCCUCUCUGAAUGAUCACACAGAGUCAUACAUCACUGUGUUGGUUGGGAGGGGGGGCAGCGUUGCAACAGCGGUGGGGGGGGCAGGGGAUGGACUGGAUGCAGACAAACCGGCCGGCAGAAGGGAUGACACCCCACUGCAAGGCGCGGCUACUACCACUGCGGCUGCAAGAGAUGCAGGAGAGGGAGAAGAUGUGGCAAUGGAAGUGGUGCUCCUGCAGCUCAUUGACACCAUCAUCUCUGUCUUCAACCUGGCUUUCUUGACAGUCAUGGAGGCCGCAGCCGCACCAUGA
Blastomyces gilchristii SLH14081 is the source of this 351-nucleotide messenger RNA. RefSeq lists its product as uncharacterized. The transcript is spliced from 2 exons. Bases 1 to 351 code for a protein of 116 amino acids. The record is from RefSeq and is a predicted model, not a curated record. Lineage: Eukaryota; Fungi; Ascomycota; Eurotiomycetes; Onygenales; Ajellomycetaceae.